GAGUCCACGCCUUUGAUUUCCAAUUUAAAACACACUUUGAAAGCUGUGCUGAUUUGUCAGUAGUUAUCUUGUUUUUGCAUUUGUUCAGUAAGUGUUUUGCUAUCAGAAAAACACACUGCUUUCUUGCGACAAACUUUCCAACAAAGAAGGAAAAGAUUCAAACAAUUAUUCCUACUUGCUUCUGGUGUCUUUGUCAAAAAUGGAGGCAGCCACGUCAACCUUCCAGCACCAUUAUGGUCUUGGCCCUCGGGGUCCAGACCCACACUACGGAGCUCCGCAGGACCGGGGACCCCAUCCUCCAUCGGGUCCAGGGCCUUCUGGAGCUCCACGUCCUGAGGAGCAGCAGCACCACAAGCCUUUCUUCUACAUACAGCCCUCACAGCCAUACAUGCCCAUGCAGAGCAUGCAGUGGCCUGUGCCAGUGCCCAUGCCUAUGUCCUACAACCCAUACUACCCUGGUUUAGGUUAUGGCAUGCCCAUGAUGCCCCAGUAUCAGCCAAAUCCCUACAUGGAGCCACCUGGGUUCGUUGUACCAACCACCCACCUCCAUUUGAUGGACUACCGCCGCAUGCUCAGCCCCCAGUAUUACCAGACCAUGGCCUACCACUCCCGCAGGUUCCGCUACCAGCACAACAGCCAGACCAGAGAGAUGACGAGUUCUGAGGUUCAAACCGAGCCCCUUUCCGCCGCCAAGAGGACCAGCACCCCGGGAUCCAGCGAGGUCGAGGCCCCCCGUGGCCUCCCAGUCCGCAGCAGCAACAUUGGCACCGGUGUCGCCAUCAAGGAGCCGCUCUCGCCAGCUCUGUCUGUGCAGAAGGGGGAUCAUUCUGUGGAGCUCAAGGACAUGGCGCCCUCCUCCACCACCAGGACACCACCACCACCACCAAACGGCAGCUUCGUGAUCCAGACGGAGGAGGUGAGGAUUGAAUGCUGCACGACGCCGGUGGGACUGCAACUCCUGCAUGCUCGUGAGACUGCAGAGGUGUCCCACAUGUUUUCCCAAGACGUGGUCCAGUGCUGCACCGGCAGCAACUCUGUCCUCCAGGGUCGAGUCGUGCGGCAGGACGAAGGACGAUGCCUCCCUGCAGAGCAGUCAGAGAAGGCGCUUGUUGGGAUGGCCAGCGGCGGCGAGAAGCUCCUGUCUUUGGAGGACUCCAGGAACCAGACAGAUCGUGCAAUCGACGCCUCUGACGUUGGUUCCCAAGUAUCAGCUCGUGCAGACGUUCAAGAGACGAGUGACGAGAAAGAUCCGUCCAAGAACUUCCAGUUCAAAGUCGUUCACCUGCCCUUCGACCCUAAGUACCUGGACGAGCUGUGGAAGAUGGAGUCCACCGUCUGGUCAAUGGAGGAAACUUUGAUUCCCUCACCUGGAUCGCUGGUCCAAAAUGGCCGCUCAGAGUCUCACGAUGAAACACCGGCUUGUGUAAAUGCAUUGCCGUCAGCGAGAGAGGACCCAGAAGAGUUCGUCCCUGUGAUUCAGAUGCUUCCUCUGGCAGAGGACGAACAGGAUGACAUGGUGGCUGCUGUGGAGGAGCCUCCUGAAGAUAUGUGUCACUUCAUGGAUGUUGCUGUUCUAGAGGAAGCUCCUACGACAGAGUUUACACACACGGCAGAAGUUGAUUCCCCUCUUAAGGCGGAUAGAAACAUCCAGGAUCACCAGGACACUUCAUUCGAAUCAUUGCCUGCCUACCUACCUUCGACCAGCUGGCUUGCUGACUUUGAUAACGUUUACUACUGCAGCAAGAUGCCGCCGACUCCCAAGAAGCAGACCCGACCUCCGAGCAGCCGUGUGUUGGAUGUGCCCACCAGAAGAAGAAAGCUAGACUUCGACUACAAGGACCAACUUACCGUUCGGAAGCCAAAGGCGAGGUACAAACCCAAAGGGAAGGUGGAUCGGCGAAGCCUCUCUGACCACGAAUGCUGCAUCAACAGGAACUUCAACGAGAACUCUUUCACUCCCUACGCAUCCAAGAGGGAGCGACUUUGCUCCAGAUGUGUGGCAAAGAGCACGAUCUGCACGACCACCAGUCUGGGACUCGACGGUCGGCCCUUAAAGAGAAAAGCUGCAGUUUUCCAACAGUGGAACGACACGCUCUUACCGACGUGCGAAGCCUGUAAAUCCCACUCCAACAAACGACUGGUGAGGAAAGGCUCCAAUCCGGAUGUUCGUGGCCCACUUAACGGACACGACACCGAAGAAGAGUCCUCGGAGAACAGCUCGUGUCGCCUCGGCUCAAAGUGGAGGGCAGCCGAUCGUCCCUGGAAGCUGAACAACAUCAAGAUGCCGCUGGCCUCCAGGCAAAACGUGGACAAGUGUCCCACAACGAUGCAACCGAAGCUGAGGGAGAAGAACUGCUUGUGCAACGAGCCGCAGAAUCAGUCUGUCUCAUGGGAGAGGCAGCGCCACUGUCCCCACGGCAACGCCAUCCGAGAAAUGGACGAGAACUGCGCCGCGCCGGAUUCCCUGCAGGACAAAUGCCGGGUGACUGAUCAGAUUUAUCUGACACAUAGUCGGCAAACGGAGAAGUCGUGGAAAGCAGGGAUGCCAAACCACGACAGCGAUGGCUCCAAGAAUGAAGCCAGAGCACCAUAUUUUAAUAAACACAAGAAACCACAAUCACAAGGAACAAGAUUCUGAUUUGCACAAGAGCACAAACAACAACGUCAACGACACUUUGAAAAAUAUAUAUAUAUGAUGUAUGUACACUUAAUUUAAAUUAUUUCUACCUAAAUGAAUUGUAUAAUCACAAUGUUUCACUAUUUAUUAACUUUAAAAUAAA
Molecule: messenger RNA, 2780 nt
Organism: Anoplopoma fimbria (sablefish)
Lineage: Eukaryota; Metazoa; Chordata; Actinopteri; Perciformes; Anoplopomatidae
Gene: buc2l
Product: bucky ball 2-like
Exons: 4
Coding region: 200-2638 (812 amino acids)
Source: RefSeq, a predicted model, not a curated record